CCUUAAACGUAAUAAUACGAAAUAUUUCAUUUUUACAAAGUUCAAUUAAAAAAAUUCCAUUUCACAAUUAUUUUGUCUCUUCUUCUUGUUGGUAAAGAUUGUGACUAACCAACCAAGUCUACAUAAUCUAUAUCGAUGAUGUGGAUCGUCUUCUUCUUCUUCAUCAUCAUUACAAGCUUCUUUGCGACUCUAACGACAUCCACUUCUCCAGCUCUCCAUCCAGAUGAACUGCAUGCGCUUGGGGAGAUAGCUACUACACUUGGUAUAAAGAGAGUGAACCUAAGUUACAAAGACCCAUGCGUUUCACAAAGUCUAAUGAUCAUCAAACAAGUUGAUUGGAAUCCGGUGCUGAACAACACCAUUGCUUGUGAUUGUAGCUUCAACAACAACAUGACAUGUCAUAUUACAGAAUUAAGUCUCGUGAAUUUAACUCUUGUGGGGAAAGUUCCACCUGAGCUAGCCAAGCUUCGACAUCUCCGGUCAAUCGACUUAUCCGCCAACUACCUUACUGGCACGAUUCCACCCGAGUGGGUUUCAAUGCCAUAUCUCACUUUCAUCUGGCUCUGCGGGAAUCGUUUGUCUGGGAAUUUACCAACUUGGUGGCAAAACUUCAAGAAUCUGAAAUUCUUAGGGAUUGAAGGCAACCAGUUCUCUGGUACAAUUCCUGAUGAGCUUGGUAACUUGACCAAGCUUGUAAAAUUGGAUCUUGCAUCUAAUCAAUUUACAGGAAGCUUGCCUAUCACUCUCGCUCGACUAGUAAACCUUGAACAACUUUGGAUAAGUGACAACAAGUUUAGUGGAACCAUUCCAGCGUAUAUUGGCAAGUGGUCUCGGCUUAGAAAGCUAUUUCUACACGCGAGUGGACUGAAAGGACCUUUUCCUGAUGCAGUGGCAUGCCUAGAAAAUCUCAUUGAUCUGAGAAUAAGUGAUACCACUGGGAUAAACUCAUUUCCAAUUCUAUCCAGCAAAGUCAUUGAAACCCUGAUUUUGAGGAAUGUGGGUUUGUCUGGUCCAAUUCCUUCUUACAUCUGGAAUUUGCCAAACCUAACUAGACUAGAUUUAUCGUUUAACAAGCUGACUGGUGAAAUUCAGGACAUACAAAAAGCACCAAAACUUAAGUAUACCUACCUGACUGGCAACAUGCUUUCCGGAAACGUUGAGUCUGCUUUUUUAAUCAACAACAAACCAAAUAUAGAUCUCUCUUAUAACAAUUUCUCUUGGUCAUCUAGUUGUCAAGAAAAGAGUAACAUUAACACAUACCGGAGCUCAAUUUUGAAGAAUAAUUUAACUGGCCUUCUUCGCGCUGGUCCAGUCAACUGCAAGACCUAUCAGAGAUCAGUACAUAUAAACUGUGGUGGAGAAGAUUUAAAGAUUACAAACUCUUUCGGUAAAAUCACUUAUCAAGCUGAUAACAGUAAAACCAAUGCCGCAACAAAUCAUCACCAGCAAAACUGGGGAAUCAGCAACACAGGUGACUUCACCGAUGAUGCAUAUGUUGAUGACACGUUCAUCAUUUCAACUAGUUUAAGACUAUCUAAAGAUUCUCCCUAUCUCUACAAAACCGCGCGUCGAUCUGCUCUAUCUCUGGUUUACUAUGCAUUUUGCUUGGAAAAUGGAGCCUACAAUGUGAAACUCCAUUUUAUGGAGAUCCAGUUUUCAGAGAAAGAAGUAUACAGUCGUAUAGGGAGACGCAUAUUUGACGUUUAUGUUCAGGGAAAAUUGUUUUUGAGGGAUUUUAACAUCAAAGAGGAGGCUAACGGGACUCUGAAGCCUGUUGUGAAAGAGCUGAAAGCUAAUGUGACAGACCAUUUGUUAGAGAUUCGGUUGUAUUGGGCCGGGAAAGGGACAGCCCUCAUACCCAACAGAGGAAACUAUGGUCCUCUUAUUUCUGCUAUCUCCUUGUGUCACAGUCUGGAGCCACAAUGUGGAGCGGAGAAAAUAAAACAUCACAUUAGUUUUCCCCUAAUCUUGGGGGCAACAGGUGUCUUGGUAACAAUUACUCUCUUAGCUGUGGGAAUAUAUGCUCGGAGAAGAUGCCUUAAAGACAAAAAGAAGCGAGAGACACAUGAAGACUGCCUUUCUUACCGAACACACUCUUCAACUCUAAAUCAGAGAAAGUUAGAUGCUUCAAGCCUUGGUCUUAUGAAUAACCCAAGGAUUUGUAUAUUGUCAGGUGGCAAAACAAAAGCAAUGGCUAUGGUGGUGUCAGGUGGAAAGAUGCCACUUCACGCCAAUGCUCUUCCUCUAAGUAUCAUCAACACCAAAACAAGAGUCCGAAGUGUAUCCACAGUUCCCUUGUUCUCACCUGCUUCUCACAGCCCUUCCAGCUCCCUCUCCAUCCGCUUCAAGCUCUCACCGCGAGUGUCCCGGUCUCUCUCUGUGGUAUCUUCUGUUCUGUCAGAGGACAGAGCUACCGGAGUUAGUGGCUCAGGGGGGACAGAUGCAUUCAAGCUGACAUACUUGGAGGGAAAUAGCUGGCUAUGGGAAACGAGUGGACUGAGAAUCUUGGUUGAUCCUAUUCUCGUGGGUAAUUUGGACUUUGGCAUCCCAUGGCUCUAUGAUGCUGCCAAGAGAUUUUUGAACGGCUUCAAGCUUGAUGAUCUCCCUGAAGUUGAUUGCCUGCUCAUAACUCAAAGCCUUGAUGACCAUUGCCAUCUAAACACCCUCAGGCCACUUUCCAAGAAAUCUCCAGACGUAAAAGUGAUUGCAACUCCAAAUGCUAAGCCUUUGCUGGAUCCUCUUUUCAGAAAUAUCACUUAUCUGGAACCUGGAGAGAGCUACGAGCUAAAUGCAAGAAACGGCUCUAAGGUUCGAGUCAAAGCCACUGCAGGACCUGUCCUCGGUCCACCAUGGCAACGCCCUGAAAACGGAUAUCUUCUUGCUUCCCCUGAAGAUCAGAUAUCUCUCUACUACGAACCGCACUGUGUAUGCAACAUGGAACUUCUGAAGAAUGAAAGAGCCGAUAUUGUAAUCACACCGGUCAUCAAACAACUUCUCCCACAGUUUACUCUAGUUUCUGGCCAAGAAGACGCUGUCCAGCUCGCCAAAAUCUUAAAAGCCAAGUUUAUUGUGCCGAUGCAAAACGGAGAUCUUGAUGCAAAGGGGAUUUUAGCAAGUAUUAUUAAGAAAGAAGGAACGAUAGAGUCAUUUAAGGACUUAUUGUCUAGAGAGCUUCCCAAAGCUCAAGUGUUGGAGCCCAUAGCAGGCGUGCCGCUAGAGAUCUUGCCUCCAACGUCAGACGUUUAGAAUGUAACGGUUACAUGAACAUGAGGAUACACAUGUAAAUAUAUUAGGCAUUUUGUUGUUUUAUUUUUAUGUAAUGAACGAUGAUUAUUAUUACUAUGUGGUGAUUAUUUAUGAUCUUCGUGUUA
Molecule: messenger RNA, 3371 nt
Organism: Brassica napus (rape)
Lineage: Eukaryota; Viridiplantae; Streptophyta; Magnoliopsida; Brassicales; Brassicaceae
Product: probable LRR receptor-like serine/threonine-protein kinase At1g29720
Exons: 30
Coding region: 136-3246 (1036 amino acids)
Biological process (GO): protein phosphorylation
Molecular function (GO): ATP binding; protein binding; protein kinase activity
Source: RefSeq, a predicted model, not a curated record